Austrofundulus limnaeus is the source of this 825-nucleotide messenger RNA. RefSeq names its product otoraplin. The coding region runs from base 106 to 495 and encodes 129 amino acids. The transcript has 4 exons. Lineage: Eukaryota; Metazoa; Chordata; Actinopteri; Cyprinodontiformes; Rivulidae. Gene Ontology annotation, molecular function: protein binding. Gene Ontology annotation, biological process: cartilage condensation. The record is from RefSeq and is a predicted model, not a curated record.
UGGGAGGAAAAAGUCUUUUGGGAUUUUAAAGACUUUAGUUCCUUCAAAACACGCUGACACACAACUCUCCUUUAUUUUUGUCUCAGUUUUUAUUUUUGAAUCAGCAUGACUUCUUCACUGGUGAUUCUGUUCUGUGUGGGAAUACUGCACCAGAGCACGAUGGCUGUCCUCAUGGAUAAACUAGCAGACAGUAAGAUCUGCAAAGAUGAAGAAUGCUCAUAUGUUCUUUCCAUGGCUACAGCUUUGGACGACUUCAUAGCUCCUGACUGCAGAUUCAUCAACAUCAAAAAGGGUCAGAUGGUUUAUGUGUAUUCUAAACUGGUACCAGGAGAUGGCAGUGGAGUCUUCUGGUCUGGAAGCGUUUACAGUGAUCGGUAUGUGGACCAGAUGGGUAGAAUUGGAUAUUUUCCUGCAACUGUGGUGAAGGAGACACAGACAUUCGCAGACAACACGGUUCAGAUGCAAACAACUAGCAUGGACUUCUUCUGUGAUUAGGACAUGGCAGAUGGAGUAUUUAACAAUAUUCUAACAUUGUUGGCUUGAAUAAUAAGACCCAAGCCCAUUUGUAGAAAAAAAUGUAUCAUUUCAUCUUGUCAUGCUGCCUUUAACUGAACUCUUUGAGUAUCGUCUUGCUUUGUAGCUCUACUUGCUGCUGAGUCAGCCACUUACAAAUGUUGUCAAGACAGUAUUCAUAUAUAAUGUAAGUUACUGACUUUCUAUGUUGCUGUGUCUUUACAUGUAUUUACUGUGACUUCAUUGUACAUAUUUGGCCACAUCUUUUUCCUAUCAUAUUAUAUAUUAUCAAAUAUAAAAUGUCAUGCUGAU